CCGGUGUUGCCGGGCAACCGGAAAGGGCGGCCGGUUGUAGCGCACGUGGUGGGGCGUGAGCAGGAGCCCCCCGCCCGCAGGCCCGGAACUCAGCGCGAGGCAGCUGUUCCCGCGGGCCGCCUGGGAGCGGCAGCAGAGCCGGAACCCCGCCUCCCUGCUCGCACUGCGCCUGCGCUCACCUACGCAAAGCGCGCAGGGGGCGCAGCUUGCGCUGGGGAGCUGGGCCUAGGUGGCGGGCGGGCGCGCCGGCCGGACUCAGUGACAAUGAGGAGCUUGUGGAUCUUCAUUGCUGUUUUGUUUGCCUCAUGGGGCUUUUCUUUGGCCAAGUUUGAUGAAUUUGAGGAUGGAGAUGACAUUGUGGAGUACGAUGAUAAUGACUUUGCUGAGUUUGAAGAUGUUACUGAAGAUGUAACCACAGACUCUCCCCAGAGGAUCAUAACCACAGAAGAUGAUGAGGAGGAGGCCACUGUAGAGCUUGAAGGUCACGAUGAAAAUCAGGAGGACUUUGAUGAUGCAGAUGCACAGGAAGGAGAUACUGAGAGUGAGCCAUAUGAUGAUGAGGAAUUUGAAGGCUAUGAAGAGAAAACAGAUGCAUCUCCCAGCAAAAGCAAGGACCCCAUAACAAUUGUUGAUGUCCCUGCACAUCUUCAAAACAGUUGGGAGAGUUACUACAUGGAGAUCUUAAUGGUAACUGGUCUUCUUGCGUACAUCAUGAACUACAUCAUUGGGAAGAAUAAAAACAACCGGCUAGCUCAGGCCUGGUUCAACACUCACAGGGAGUUGCUGGAAAGUAACUUUGCCCUUGUUGGGGAUGAUGGCACAAAUAAAGAACCCACAAGCACAGGGAAGCUCAACCAAGAAAACGAACACAUAUACAACUUAUGGUGCUCUGGCAGAGUGUGCUGUGAGGGAAUGCUUAUCCAGCUAAAGUUUCUCAAGAGGCAAGACCUUCUGAAUGUACUUGCUCGUAUGAUGAGGCCAGCCUGUGACCAAGUGCAAAUAAAAGUAACAAUGAAUGAUGAAGAUAUGGAUACCUAUGUGUUUGCUGUUGGAACAAGAAAAGCCUUAGUGCGACUUCAGAAGGAAAUGCAGGACCUGAGUGAGUUCUGCAGUGACAAACCCAAGUCUGGGGCAAAGUAUGGGCUUCCAGAGUCGCUGGCUAUCCUGUCAGAGAUGGGAGAGAUCACAGAGGGAAUGAUGGACACAAAGAUGGUACAUUUCCUCACACACUACGCUGACAAGAUUGAAUCCGUCCAUUUUUCAGACCAGUUCUCCGGUCCAAAACUUAUGCAAGAGGAGGGUCAGCCUUUAAAACUGCCCGACACUAAAAGGACACUAUUGUUUACAUUUAAUGUUCCUGGUUCAGGCAACACUUCCCCAAAGGAUAUGGAGGCUUUGCUGCCUUUGAUGAACAUGGUUAUUUAUUCUAUUGACAAAGCGAAAAAGUUCCGUCUAAAUAGAGAAGGUAAACAAAAAGCUGAUAAGAACAGGGCCAGAGUAGAAGAGAACUUCCUUAAACUGACUCAUGUGCAAAGGCAGGAGGCUGCCCAGUCCCGCCGGGAAGAGAAGAAACGGGCAGAGAAGGAGCGAAUUAUGAACGAGGAAGAUCCGGAGAAACAGCGCCGGCUGGAGGAAGCUGCUUUGCGGCGUGAGCAGAAAAAACUUGAGAAGAAGCAGAUGAAGAUGAAGCAAAUAAAAGUGAAAGCCAUGUGAAACCGUUGUGGGAAACUCGAUCUCAGUGCCCUGUGUAGACUUUUAAUUCACAGGGUACAAAGAACUAGUUAAUUUCAUAACCUUACACUUCUUCAAAUACUAUUCGCCAUUAAAAGAAAUGCUCUUUGCAUCCACGCUAUUUAACAAUUAAUUUAGGUAUUACAGCAAUAUACAGAUAUGUAUAGAGGGUUUUCGUCUCUGCAGCUUUCUUCCCAAUGGUUGAAUUAUUUUGCUACUUCUGAUGCUUUAAAAAAAUCAAAAAACUUGCAACAUCCCUUGAACUCCUUUUGUGAUUUUUAAAACAAAAAAAGAUUAUAAAACUUUUAAUCUUUACCAGUAACUUUACAUCAGUGCUUUGAUUGAGAUUUUUAAUGUUACAGGUAAUUUUUUCCACUUAAUUUAGGGGGAGGAAAAUAGCCUCCCCCCAUUUUAGUGAAAUUGCACAAUAAACAUUGGUGUGUUUCUAUAUCUGCAUCAAGCUUGUAAAGGUGCAAAACAUAGAGCCUUCCAUAUAUGGUAUGGAUAUUUCAGGGAUUUAAAACCAGUAUAGUUUAGAAAGAUAACUUUUUUUUAACACAGGGCACUGAAACAGUAUUGCACAAUCUAUGCUAUGGUUGGCAUAAAGAUAAAAGCUGUAGAUCGGUUAGAUAUCAGGGAAUGGCAUACAUGAGCACUGUUUCUUAUCUGUAGUUGUGAAUGUUGAAAGCGUAAUACAAUGUGAAUUCUGUACUUUGUGUUUCUUCUUCAGAAGCGAAUGCAUGGUGAGUUGGCAAGUUCCUCUAGAUUUGAAUACUCUUAGUGUACGAAUUUGCCUCUUAAAUAUUUCCCUCAUUUUGAUGGCAACUGCUGCCUAUUUAAUGUUCAGCAAGAGGCUAGAUUUGCAAUUAAAUAUCUGUGCAACUUCUCUUUUCCCUAAGCAAAGAGAGAACUUUUUUAGAGGCUAUAUAGCUUUUUGAUCUGUUGAAAUAGUUAUUUAUUUCAGGAUUUUAAGCUUGAGGUGGGGGAGAGAUGCAUGUGGAGGUAGGGGGGGAAGAAAUGGACACAACUGUACAAGUACGCUGCUGUCUAAGCGCUGCAUUUUAUAGAUGUUUCCUACCUAGAAAGCAUUUUGUUUUUUUUAACCUACUUUAUGCAGUUGUUUUUCUGGAGGAAUAAUCUGGGUGUCUUUCUCUUGCAUUUUCUUGUUUGAUGCUUUGAGUAAAUAAUUUUGUUCUGAGGCAAUAACAAUGAGCUGCUGUUGAAACAGCAUGUGCUAAAGGCCUUUGUUACCGCAUGAGACAUUUUACACUGAUUUGAAUGCAAAAAUCUGUAAUGUGAUCGACAUACAAAAUAUAAUCAUUUUAUAACAGCUGGUGAAAAGUAAUUUAAAGCCAAAAAUAGCAUAAAAUUAUGUGUAAUUUUACUCUUUUAGCCCUAUUUAGCUUGAGAGGGUGCAAGUCAUACAAUUUCACAAAGUUCUCUUUAAAGAAAAUGUGAGUUUGUGCUCUUUUGAGUAAAUAGAAUGCUUUGCUGAAGUUCCAUACACUUUUGGGCCAUGGCAGCUGAUUUUGUAAUAUGAACAUUCAUACGAACGAUCUAUGAAAAGAGUAAAAUAUAACUGAAACAUUC
Chrysemys picta bellii (western painted turtle) is the source of this 3321-nucleotide messenger RNA. RefSeq names its product coiled-coil domain containing 47 (gene CCDC47). The record is from RefSeq and is a predicted model, not a curated record. Gene Ontology annotation, molecular function: calcium ion binding. Lineage: Eukaryota; Metazoa; Chordata; Testudines; Emydidae. Gene Ontology annotation, biological process: endoplasmic reticulum calcium ion homeostasis. Gene Ontology annotation, cellular component: endoplasmic reticulum.